AUUAUUAUUUAUUAUUAUUAUUAUGCAAGAUUUUGAUGCUCGGACGCAGUGCUUAUUGAAUUGAUAUGGAUUCCACAAUGAGCUUAACUGUGACUUUAUUAUUUAAAGCCUGGUAUUAAAAAUAUGUUGAAUAUUUCUAAUCCAGAUAUUUUUGACAUUGUUUUAAAACAGCAAAACUAUUUUUAAAAAAGUGAACGGUCACCCAUGGCUUCUGCCGGAGAGACAACCCUUAGUUCGGAAGCUGGAGAGUUAACCCUUAAUUUGGAAACGACCAUAAAAUUCGUGAAGCUCUGCGCCUCGAAAUUCGGUUGGGAAGAUUUGUCAGAAGCUACAGUGAUGGACCUCGGAUGCGGCAAAGAUUUGAAUUGCGCCAGAACCGUUCUCGAAGAUUUUCCGAAUGUCAAAUCCAUUAUUGCUCUUGACGGCAACCGAGAACAGCUUGAUGAAAUAACUUUCAAAUCUGAUAAAAUCAUACACUUGCUUGCGGAUAUAAGGCAUAGGAGAGAAAUUCGUCAGUAUGAAGGAAAAAUCGACAAAAUCAUUUCAACUCACGUUCUCCAUCAGAUUCCCAGCAAAGAAAGAGUAUUUAGGAAUGUUUAUCGAUUAUUGAAAUCUGGAGGGGAGGCUGCAUUUCUCUUCACAUCGGAUUUGGGAAUCUACCAUGUUUUAGAGAGCCUGCAAAUGGAUGACAAGUAUAAGGAUUACUUCAAGGGUUCAGACAUCACAGAAUUAUAUUCAAGCAAAAUUAAAUCAGAUGACUACAGAGAAAUGCUCGGAAGACUUGGAUUUGAAGUCAUCGAAAUAACUGAAACAAAGGACCAUAUGUCUGUCGAACACUUUGGAUUAUUUGAAAACACAUUGUUCAAAUUCGUAGCUGCAGCUUUUUCUGUGCCUUCCGAAUUGGUUACUGAAAUAAAUGAGGCGGCUUCGCAUCUUUAUCUAACUAAAUUCUGCGAGCAAAGUUCUAUAUACGCAUCGACCGAGAUGUCCAUUUUUGUGAAAAAGCCCUCCGAACUUCCAUCCGAUUCAUGCUCCAAUUCUUAAGACUAGUGGAACAUUUUAAACUGCUUUGUAUUUUUAUG
Argiope bruennichi is the source of this 1082-nucleotide messenger RNA. RefSeq lists its product as uncharacterized. The coding region runs from base 205 to 1044 and encodes 279 amino acids. Lineage: Eukaryota; Metazoa; Arthropoda; Arachnida; Araneae; Araneidae. The record is from RefSeq and is a predicted model, not a curated record. The transcript has 5 exons.